AUGACAGUGUUUCGCAGACUUCUACGCAGGCGUUUGCAACUAUGGAAACUUGCCAUUGUGGCUUUAGUUUUCAUGACAUUUUUGUUUCUGAUGCAGAAGGAGGUGAUUAGCCAGAGCCCACUGGAGGAGCCAUGGCUAAAAGAGAUUGUGGGUAAACGGAAUGCCAUGCUGAACAUGGUAAUGGGGGCGGUAAAUAACUUUAAGGAUGCCAUGCCAAAGAUGCAGAUCCGUGCCCCAGUGAGGCAGAAGGAGAGCAGCAGUAGCCAGCCCUGUCUGUCUGGCUAUUACACAGCAGCAGAGCUAAGGCCUGCACUGGAGCGACCUCCACAAAAUCCCAGUACUCCCGGUGCUGCAGGGAAACCCUUCCACACAGACAACCUCAGCCCAGAUCAACAGAAGGAAAAGGAAAAAGGAGAGGAGAAACACUGCUUUAACUUGUAUGCUAGUGAUCGCAUCUCGCUCAGUCGGGAUCUUGGCCCUGAUACGAGACCGCCAGAAUGCAUAGAGCAGACAUUCCGGCGCUGCCCACCCUUGCCGACCACGAGCGUGAUCAUCGUGUUCCAUAACGAGGCGUGGAGCACGUUGCUGCGGACAGUCUACAGCGUUCUCCACACCUCUCCUGCCCUACUUCUCAAGGAGAUCAUUCUAGUUGAUGAUGCCAGCGCAGACGAAUGGCUGAAGGAGGAACUGGAUAUAUAUCUAAAGCAGCUGCACAUUGUGCGUGUAAUACGUCAGGUUGAAAGGAAAGGUCUCAUUACUGCACGCUUGCUGGGAGCCUCAGUAGCCACUGGAGAUACCCUCACCUUCCUUGACGCCCACUGCGAAUGCUUUAAUGGCUGGCUUGAGCCGCUGCUGGCCCGGAUAGCUGAGAACUACACAGCAGUGGUGAGUCCAGACAUCACCACCAUCGAUCUGAACACGUUUGAGUUCAUGAAACCCUCACCAUAUGGACAAAACCAUAAUCGAGGAAACUUUGACUGGAGUCUGUCCUUUGGCUGGGAGGGUUUGCCUGAGCAUGAGAAAAAACGACGUAAAGAUGAAACCUACCCUAUCAGAACACCAGCAUUUGCUGGAGGUCUAUUUUCAGUCUCUAAAGAUUAUUUUUAUCACAUUGGGAGCUAUGAUGAAGAGAUGGAGAUUUGGGGAGGAGAAAACAUUGAAAUGUCAUUCAGGGUGUGGCUAUGUGGAGGGCAGUUAGAGAUCAUCCCAUGCUCCAUUGUGGGUCAUGUGUUCCGCACUAAGAGCCCUCACACCUUCCCCAAGGGCACGCAGGUAAUCGCGCGCAACCAGGUGCGACUGGCGGAGGUGUGGAUGGACGACUACAAGGAGAUUUUCUACCACAGGAACCUGCAAGCUGCUCAGAUGGCUAAAGAGAGAUCGUUUGGGGACAUCAGCAAACGCUUGGAGCUCCGUGAGGGGCUACAUUGUAAAAACUUCUCGUGGUAUUUGCAAAACAUAUACCCAGAGGUCUUCAUGCCUGAUGUGAAUCCUGUGCAUUUUGGUGAGCUCAAGAAUAUAGGGAAGGACAUGUGCCUGGAUGCUGGCGAGAACAAUGAUGGAGGCAAGCCACUAAUAAUGUACCCAUGCCAUGGCAUGGGAGGCAACCAGUACUUUGAGUAUUCAUCACACCAGGAAAUCAGACACAACUUUCAGAAGGAGCUUUGUGUGCAUGCAAGUUCUGGGCCUGUAAAACUAGAGGAAUGUCAAUAUAAAGGGCACAACACCUUCACUGGACCUGAACAGAAAUGGGAGAUACAGGAGGAUCAGCUGUUGUAUAACUCCGACUGUAAGAUGUGUCUCAGCGCUCGUUAUGAAAGCCCCUCUCUGGUCUCCUGCAACCCAGCGGACAUAUACCAGCAUUGGACAUUUAACUGAAAGACUGUGCUCAUGACUUGCACUCUGUGUCACUGAACUUCUGAACAAGAGAAUUUUUAAUUUAUUUUUGUAUGUGAAAAUACUGCUGCUGGAUUUUAAUGUUUAAGGUAUGCAUACAAAACGUGUAUUUAUACAGCGAUACAGUGAAGCACAAAGUGAAGUGAUGACUUCUGAAUUCUGAAUCUGAUUCUCAAACCUUUAGCUUCUCCUAAUUAAAAAGGGCUGCAACCACUAUCUAAGUGUAAAUUUCCAAGAAGGACAGAGGCUUUUAAUUUUUUUAAAAGUUUUUUUUUUAAUUUAAUCUAAA
Trichomycterus rosablanca is the source of this 2182-nucleotide messenger RNA. RefSeq names its product UDP-N-acetyl-alpha-D-galactosamine:polypeptide N-acetylgalactosaminyltransferase 3 (GalNAc-T3) (gene galnt3). The record is from RefSeq and is a predicted model, not a curated record. Gene Ontology annotation, cellular component: Golgi apparatus. Lineage: Eukaryota; Metazoa; Chordata; Actinopteri; Siluriformes; Trichomycteridae. The coding region runs from base 1 to 1875 and encodes 624 amino acids. The transcript has 10 exons. Gene Ontology annotation, biological process: protein O-linked glycosylation. Gene Ontology annotation, molecular function: polypeptide N-acetylgalactosaminyltransferase activity.